AUGGGGAGGGCAAAGUUGAAGAUGGAGUUGAUCGAGAAGGAGAAAUCACGAAACACAACGUUCAAAAAGAGAAAAGAAGGGCUAAUCCGCAAACUGAGCGAAUUCACGACUCUGUGCGACGUGAAGGCCUGCAUGAUCAUCUACGGGCCGAAGCAGAGCCGGCCCGAGAUCUGGCCGCCUCAGAACCCGGAGCAAGUGAGGCGCAUCAUCGAGCUCUACAAGUCGAAAAACAGCGGAAGCGUGAAGAGCUUCGACGUGGCGGAGUUUUUCAAGGAGCGGAAGAAGCAGAUCGAGGAUGAACUCAAGAAGCUGAAGCGGAAGAAUCAAGAGGCCAAAUACCCGACCCGGCCCGACCACCUCAACGUGUACAACGAACAACAACUCCGCCAUCUCCACGCCGCGCUGACCAGCAAAGCGCAGUGCGUGAAGUCUAGAAUCGAAAUGCUGAAGAUGAAGCAGAGGCCUCAAACAGAGCAGCAGCUUAUGAAUAUGAACCCGAUGCUAAUGGAUCAUCGCCGACUGCAUCCUAGCCCCGUGAUGAUGGGGAUUGGAACUAGUAAUGCGGCUAAUAUGCAAAUGCAGCGCCAAUUCUACUACGAGUCGGGAAGCGGAUUUUAUCAGCCGUAUUCGCAGUACAUGGUGCAGCCUCCGCAGCAGCAGCAGUCUUACUUGCUGCAGGCGAUGGUGCAGCCGCAGAUGCAGUUUUUGGGGAAUCAAGAGGAGAUGAUGAUGAUGAGAAAUCAGACGGUCAGAGCUCACAAUCUCAAUCAGGAUGGAGUCAAGUAUGAAGAUUUCACCACCAACAGGAUGUUCUCUUGCUAG
Molecule: messenger RNA, 822 nt
Organism: Salvia hispanica
Lineage: Eukaryota; Viridiplantae; Streptophyta; Magnoliopsida; Lamiales; Lamiaceae
Biological process (GO): positive regulation of transcription by RNA polymerase II
Molecular function (GO): DNA-binding transcription factor activity, RNA polymerase II-specific; protein dimerization activity; RNA polymerase II cis-regulatory region sequence-specific DNA binding
Source: RefSeq, a predicted model, not a curated record